Messenger RNA from Penicillium cataractarum, 462 nucleotides. Its product is annotated as Cyanovirin-N. The record is from RefSeq and is a predicted model, not a curated record. The transcript is spliced from 3 exons. The coding region runs from base 1 to 462 and encodes 153 amino acids. NCBI's taxonomy places the organism in Eukaryota, Fungi, Ascomycota, Eurotiomycetes, Eurotiales, Aspergillaceae.
AUGAAAUCCACACAACUCAUCUUCCUCCUUUCCACUCUCACUGCUUUCACAACCGCCGAGUUCUGCCAAUGGACAAUGCAAAGAGUUUCAGACGAUGACCCUAAGCCAGGAGCUUACAAGAACGCUGGCAAGGUUCUACUCAACAGAGACUGCGAGCUCGGGGACAAUAAACACAGCGUCGCUCCAUUGGAUCUAAACUCGUGCAUUGAGAACAAGGGUGGUAAAUUUGUUGCAGUGAACAAUGGAAACGCCUUCUCGUCGUGUGACGUGUAUACUUGUUCAUUUGGCGAUAAAGACUCGAUCGAAUGCGGUGAUUGUGGCCAGGCAAAUGGCAAGAUCUCAAUUCCAAUUGAUGAGGUUGCAAAGGCUGUUGGCAAGAAUGGGGAGAAUGCGGCGUGCUUUACUCAUACCGUUACUGCAACGACGUCAACCUAUAGCAUGAUUCCAACUGGCUCUCAUUAA